Sebastes umbrosus (honeycomb rockfish) is the source of this 3545-nucleotide messenger RNA. It is a transcript of the gene klhl27, whose product is annotated as intracisternal A particle-promoted polypeptide. Gene Ontology annotation, molecular function: actin binding. The record is from RefSeq and is a predicted model, not a curated record. The transcript is spliced from 9 exons. The coding region runs from base 1 to 1812 and encodes 603 amino acids. NCBI's taxonomy places the organism in Eukaryota, Metazoa, Chordata, Actinopteri, Perciformes, Sebastidae.
AUGUACUCCACCUCCGUGUCAACAUCCACUGGUUGUGGUGGUGGUGGUGCUGAUGCUGCGGCUGCCAUGGCAACGCAGGCGUCCGAGCAGGCUCUGCUGGCCUCAGACCGGUACGCCAGACUCAUCCUGGCCCAGAUGAACAAGAUGCGGCUCCGCACCGACUUCUGUGAUGUGGGGUUGAGGGUUGGCAGCCGGGUCUUCAGGGUCCACCGACUGGUGCUUGCUGCUAGCAGCCCUUACUUCUCCGCUCUGUUCUCCGGGGGGAUGAGGGAGGCGGAUAAAGAGGAGGUGCAGAUCCUCGGAGUGGAGACUGAUGUCUUUGAGGUUUUGCUGGACUUCAUAUACACAGGCGUGAUCAGUGUGACAGUGGAGAACGUCCAGGAGCUGAUGGUGGCAGCAGACAUGCUGCAGCUGAACGAGGUGGUGUCUAUCUGUGGAGAGUUUCUCAAGGGACACAUGGACCCGUCCAACUGUGUGGGCAUCUUUCAGUUCCUGGAGCAGAUUGCCUGCAUGGAGAUGCUGGAGUUCACUGAGAACUACAUCCAUGUUCACUUUCUGGAGGUGUGCGUCACCGAUGAGUUCAGGGGCCUGUUGAAGGACCAGCUGGUGAGGCUGCUAAGAAGUGAAGAGCUGAGGAUUGAGGAUGAGUACCAGGUAUUCACCGCAGCCAUGGACUGGGUGCUCCAAGAUGUGGCGAAGAGGAAAAAACACGUAGUGGAGGUGUUGGAACCGGUCCGCUUCCCUCUGCUUUCCCCACAGAGACUGUUCAAGUACAUAGAGGGUAUUACGGACUUCAGCCUGCGGGUGGCACUGCAGACUCUGCUGAAGGAAUACACUGAAGUCACAAAGUCUCCCAAAGAAAAUAAGAUGUACAGUCAGUUACAACCAGCCAAGAUGAGACCCAGAAGAAAAGCCAGGAAAUACCUCUACGCCAUAGGAGGCUACACUCGGCUGCAGGGCGGCCGCUGGAGCGACAGCCGGGCGUUGAGUUGCGUGGAACGCUUCGACACCUUCAACCAGUACUGGACCACCGUGUCGUCCCUGCACCAGGCCCGCAGCGGGCUGGGGGUCGCAGUACUGGAGGGCAUGAUCUAUGUGGUGGGAGGGGAGAAAGACUCCAUGAUAUUUGACUGCACUGAGAGAUACGACCCAGUGACCAAGCAGUGGGCCGCCGUGGCGUCUCUGAACUUUCCGCGCUGUGGAGUUGGCGUCUGCCCCUGCCACGGAGCUCUGUAUGCACUCGGUGGUUGGAUCGGCUCUGAGAUUGGGAAGACCAUGGAGCGUUACGACCCAGAGGAGAACAAGUGGGAGGUCAUCGGCAGCAUGGCGGUUCCUCGCUACUACUUUGGUUGCUGUGAGCUACAAGGGUUUAUUUACGUGAUUGGAGGAAUCAGUGACGAAGGAAUGGAGCUGCGUUCAGCCGAGGUGUAUGACCCCAUCUCCCGCCGAUGGAGCGCCCUCCCCGUCAUGGUCACACGUCGAGCCUAUGUGGGGGUCGCCUGCCUCAAUAACUGCAUUUACGCGGUGGGCGGCUGGAACGAGGCGCUGGGUGCACUGGAGACAGUGGAGAAGUACUGUCCAGAAGAGGAGAAAUGGGUCGAGGUGGCUCCGAUGUCCACUGCUCGCGCAGGCGUGUCAGUGUCAGCAGUUAACGGGCUGCUGUACGCCGUCGGUGGCAGGGCCGCCAGCAGAGACUUCUCCGCUCCAGUGACAGUGGACUCUGUAGAGAUCUAUGACCCUCACCUGGACACCUGGACUGAAGUCGGCAACAUGAUCACCAGCCGCUGUGACGGCGGGCUGGCCGUGCUCUGAUAGCCAGGAAUAUUCAAACUGUGGACGUCCAAAAUCGGUACCUGAAUCAUUCCAAAACUGCAUAAACUGAAGAAAAGCUGCACCUUAAGAAACACAAAAGUGUGUUUCUGUCUCAAGUAGGCUUUCACAUGAUCAUCUAUGUUAUUUAUACAUGGAUUAGACAUGUUUUUGUUUUUUUUAAUUUGUCCACAACAUUUGAGAUUCAUUGAACAGCAGAUUUUAAACUGGAAAACUGCCAAAAGUGCUUAUACUGGACUCAUCUGUGUCUCUAUUUUCAAUUCACUAAAUACUUUUACAAGAGUAUCGGUGGAAACAGACUUGUUUUCCGGUCUUGUGUAUUUGAAGACAAAGCGAUCCUUGUGAUAAGGAUGUUUUUCACAGCAGAGGAGUUCUAUUUUGGAUGGACCUUUUGGGAACACUGCAAACAGUUCUUGGAUAAGAUGUAAAAGCACUGUUUGUUUUUUCUUUAAUUUUCCUUAAAGAAAUGUUUGAGGUGAGUGCAUUGCUACUUGAAGGAUUUAUCAAACCACUUGAGCCUAUUUAAUAAUGGAACCAAAGUUCCAUGGUAAGUGAUUCCUGUAAAUAAGUAUAAACUUGAACAGCACACCAGUGCAGUUAUCACUCAGCAAAUUUCACUGGAUUAUUUUUGUAUAUAUAUGAUACUGUAAAUAAUAGUGCCUCUUUAAUCACUAUUUACACUCAGAUCCAAGCAAGUGAAGAGUGUUUUAAUCAUUUCACUCAUAAGUGGCGCCUGACAUUACUACAAUUUACGUUUCAUUUACAUUUCAACUUUAUACAUACCGGUAUGUAGAAAUGUUUUUACCUUCUUUAUGGUAACUUAUUUCAUGUUUGCAAUCUGAGUGGAUCCGUUGCACAAUGCAGCAGUAUUUCCUAUCAACGGUUAUAACAUCUUGGUUGUUUUUCAGUCUUAAUAAACUUCAUAAAAGAGUUAUGUGUGUGCUGGUUUUAAAAUGAACCUACAUUACUUCUCUCUUCAUUUAGGAUAGCUAAAGUGUAAUAACUUAAAAGAUGGCUCAGGGCCAUCCUCCACUGUAAACAUCACACUGAUCUGGCACAUACUGUACAUGACAAACAUCCUGAGUUGACUGUAAAUGUUUGCACGAGAGAUUUUAUGAACUGUGCAAACAAGAACAUAUGGAAUCACUUACUUAGUGCCAGAUAACUCAGCACUCCUGGAUUUACACUGAAUAGAUCAAAUGAAUUGUGAUACAUUUUUACCGUAAAGGUUGUGAUGUGUGAAAAUGUAACAUCUUUACAUAACUGAUAAAAUAUUCAGGUCUCUGUAUCCUAUACUCCAGGGAGAGACGGAUCAGUGAGGAUGUUUGGGAACAGUUAACAUAAAUAACUCAGAAUUAUACUGACUUGCAUCAGUCUGGAGUUACACAACAAUGGAAGGGAAAUGUAUGCAAAUAGCCCCAAUGUUUAUCCAUUGUCUCAAAUUUGCACAUGUAAAAUUGCCACAUUCAAACACAUUUCAACAAGGGUACUUUACGUCUGUACUUUUCACAGCAAAGAAUGUGAUUCUACAAAUGUUUUCUGAUAAAUUAUUCAUGUUUCAUUCAUUUCGAAGUCUGCCUUGUUCUACAUUUAAACUAGUUUGUAAUUUCUGUGGUCAUUUUGCAACUGUUCUUAUUCAUUUUUGUAAAUGAUAUGCCACAUUUCUACAUGUCACACUUGUCCCAAAAGAUAUUAAAACUAUUACAUAGGUAACU